AUGGCGAAAGGUAGAACAUCCUAUUGCCUCUUCUCAUGUCUCCUUGUCUUGUUUAUGAUUCCAAUCUCAGCAACGAUUGAUGAUGAUGAGGAUCAGCAGGUAUAUAUAGUAUACUUGGGAACACUUCCUUCGCGAGAGGAUUAUACACCAAUGUCCGAUCACAUGAGUAUUCUUCAAGAAGUCGCCGGAGAGAGUUCGACCGAGAAACGCUUGGUGAGAAGCUACAAAAGGAGUUUCAACGGGUUCGCAGCACGACUCACCGAGUCCCAACGAAAAAGAAUAGCCGGAAUGGAGAGAGUUGUGUCUGUGUUCCCAAGCAGAAAAAUGAAACUCCAAACGACGUCGUCUUGGAACUUCAUGGGUCUCAAAGAAGGCAACAGAACGAAGCGGAGGCCUAGCAUUGAGAGCGAUACCAUCAUCGGAGUCAUUGACACUGGAAUCUGGCCCGAAUCGGAGAGCUUUUCCGACCAUGGCUUUGGUCCUUCUCCUAAAAAAUGGAAGGGUACUUGUGCCGGAGGCAAAAACUUCACCUGUAACAACAAAAUCAUUGGGGCAAGAUACUACACAGCCGAAACUAACGGGAAAGAGUCGGCUAGGGAUUACUUGGGACACGGCACGCACACGGCGUCUACGGCGGCCGGAAACGCUGUGGCAGACACAAACUUUUACGGUCUCGGAAAUGGAACCGCGAGAGGUGGCGUUCCAGCCGCCCGAAUCGCGGUUUACAAAGUCUGCGACGAUGAAGGUUGCAGCGGAGAAGCAAUUAUGUCUGCGUUUGACGACGCAAUCGCUGACGGUGUGGACAUUGUAUCUAUCUCCAUCGUGCUAGAUAACACUCCACCGUUUGAGGAGGAUCCUAUAGCGAUUGGGGCAUUUCACGCUCUGGCUAAAGGAGUUCUCACUGUUAACUCGGCAGGUAACGACGGUCCUAAGAUCAGCACGGUCACGAGUACUGCACCGUGGGUUUUCAUCGUUGCCGCCAGCGUUACGAACCGUGCGUUUAUGGCUAAAGUUGUUCUUGGAGAUGGCAAAACCCUUGUCGGAAGAUCAGUGAAUACAUAUGAUCUUAAUGGAGUCAAGUAUCCUCUGGUUUACGGAAAAUCUGCAGCUUUGAGUACAUGUAACGAAGAUAAGGCUAAGUUGUGCGAGCCAAAGUGUUUAGACCAAAAACUCGUGAAAGGAAAGAUUGUUCUGUGUGAUUCUUCAGCAGGUCCAAUAGAAGCUCAAAAAUUGGGAGCUGUUGGAUCCAUUGUUAAGAACCCUGAACCGGACCACGCUUAUCUCCGCUCUUUCCCAGUCUCUUUUUUAUCCGAUGACGAUUACAAAUCGGUUGUCUCUUACAUGAAAUUGGCAAAAGAACCAAUAGCGACCGUUCUGAAAAGUGAGGAAAUUUCUAAUCAGAGAGCUCCUCUCGUUGUUUCGUUCUCUUCUCGCGGUCCAAGCACCAUCGUCUCAGAUAUUCUCAAGCCGGAUAUAACAGCACCAGGAGUGGAGAUCCUCGCUGCGUAUUCACCUGAUAGUUCACCAACUGAAAGCAAGUUUGACACCAGACGUGUAAAGUUCUCUGUUUUGUCUGGAACUUCAAUGGCUUGUCCACAUGUUGCAGGCGUUGCCGCCUAUGUCAAGACUUUUAAUCCUAAAUGGUCUCCUUCCAUGAUCCAAUCUGCCAUUAUGACAACCGCUUGGCCAAUGAAUGCUUCUUGUCCUGGCUUUACAUCAACCGAGUUUGCUUAUGGAGCUGGCCAUGUGGACCCAAUAGCUGCUAUUAGUCCUGGACUUGUCUAUGAAUCGACCAAAGCAGACCACAUCGCCUUUCUCUGCGGUUUAAACUAUACGAGUAAGAACUUAAGAAUUAUAUCUGGAGACAACAGCACUUGCACGGAAGAACUUUCCAAGAAUUUACCAAGAAAACUCAACUAUCCAACGAUGUCAGCUAAAGUGUCUGGAACAAGAUCGUUUAAAGUAACUUUCCAAAGAAUUGUCACAAAUGUCGGUACGCCAAAUUCUACAUACAUAGCAAAGGUAGUCACAAGUCCUGGAUCUAAACUCUCCAUCCAGGUGUCGCCUAGUGUUCUGUUUAUGAAGUCUAUGAAUGAGAAGCAGUCUUUUACGGUGACUGUUUCAGGCGAUAGUCUUGGAAUAGAACAACCUGUGUCUGCAAAUCUAAUUUGGUCUGAUGGCAGUAAUCAUGUGAGAAGUCCCAUAGUUGUCUAUGCUAUGAGUUGA
This is a messenger RNA of Eutrema salsugineum, 2226 nucleotides long. Its product is annotated as subtilisin-like protease SBT4.4. Gene Ontology annotation, biological process: proteolysis. Gene Ontology annotation, molecular function: serine-type endopeptidase activity. The transcript is spliced from 10 exons. The coding region runs from base 1 to 2226 and encodes 741 amino acids. The record is from RefSeq and is a predicted model, not a curated record. NCBI's taxonomy places the organism in Eukaryota, Viridiplantae, Streptophyta, Magnoliopsida, Brassicales, Brassicaceae.